This is a messenger RNA of Symbiodinium sp. CCMP2456, 834 nucleotides long. Lineage: Eukaryota; Dinophyceae; Suessiales; Symbiodiniaceae. The record is from the annotation of a GenBank genome assembly.
AUGAGCUUGGCCGGAGCCGGCGUGUCCCUGGUGGAGUACAGCCAGGCAGCUGCCGACUACGCGUGCUGCACCAGCAACGGCAAGGUCUGCUCCCUGAGCUGCUGCUACGAUAGCACGGUGGACAAGAGCUACCAGGAGCUUCACACGCCGAAGGACUGUCGAACAUCGACAGUCAGGAGGAUCUGUGUGGAUCUCGUGGCGCACCGCUUUUCCUGUCCCAUGGCACAGUCCUUGCAGCAGCCUUUGGCAGGUGAGAGCACACAGACAUGCUGCUGUGGGCUCGACCGCGACUGCACGAAUCCGACUGUCACCAGCAGCAGCGCGGAGAGAUUGCCGUGGCAAGCCGGCUGUACAGUUCUCUUGCUGGUGGAAAUGGCGUUCUACUUCUACUUCGUCGCCACUUCCGCUGUGCUGGUGUUGAUUGGUGGCAUCUUCGUCGUCAAGGCCUUGGUGGAAAUCUGGGGGCAGCAGACGCCCACUUGGCUGUGCCCAGGUACAGUCUGCAUGCUCUUCGUAAUCUAUGUUCUGAUCAUCCCGACAGUUAGCUACAUGUUCGGCUACUGCACGAUGGCCUCGGACAUCAACUUCACAGGACACAAAUGGGUUGGCCUGGUGCUCUAUCUGUUUGGAUCUUCCUUCUCAUUGUACUACGAGGUGCACCGCUUCAGGUUUAAGGCCAAGCCUGAGAAUAAGGGAAAGCUCCACACCGUCGGGCCCGCUGCGUGGUGCAUCCACCCGAACUACUUUGGAGACCUCUUCACGUACACAGGCCGUUGUUGGUUCGAGCAGUGCUUGGAAUCUGCCAGUAGAAUACUCGGAUGCCCUAAACCCUAA